GGGAAGCGUUUGGAUCUGCAGCACCGAGCCUCAGGAGGUUCUAGCAACAUAAAGAACCAGACAUACUGGGAAACUGGUUCAGGUUUAGUCCAACAUCGACUGGUGGGAUUUCAAGCUGCAAAUGUUGGAGCAAAGAUUGGAAUCAUAGGAGGAAGAGUAAAACAUCUGUGAAAGCAGAAGAAAACGUCUCCACCCGGAAAUUAAAACUUAAUACUGAAAAUAAAUAAAAACUAACAGGGAUCCAAGCAGAAAUUAAAGGAACCUUUUUCAGCCAGUAACAGACUUGGUUUUAGUCUUUCCUCAUGACGACUGGAAAGACAGAAGAAACUGAGGAGAUAUGUGGAAAUCAAACCACGGACGAGACCAGCAGCAGAGCAGGAAACCUGAAGCUUUAUGGGUCCUUCACCGCUCUGAGCACCAUCGCCAUCCAGGCUGGACAGUCCCAGAUCGUUGCCUCUGUUCUUAAGAGCGGCUGUCUGAUCCAUCUCCAGCUGGUCCAGUUCCAACCCGGACUCUGUGAGAUCGGAUCGAACCAGGAGGAAAACCACAUCCUGAUCCAGGAGCACCAGCAGCUGCUGCAAAAGCUCCAGAAACAUGAGCCUGAAGUGUUGGCUGUGGUGGAGAAGAAACAACAGGACAGACUGAGAAUGAUGAGGGAUGGAAGGAGGAAACAGAAGGAAGAGGAGGUGAAUGAGGCGAUGAAGGCGUCUCUGAGUGAGGGAUGGUCUCUUCUCCUCUGUCUGCUGGGAGAACGUCUGGAAGUCCUGAAGCUGGCUUCAGAUUUCUUCCUCUUGGUGAUGGAGUUUUCCAUCAGCAUCGACAGAUUAGAGGAUCUGCAGAUUAAAGCAGAUGAAGACAAACUCACUGAAGUUCAGGUCACCUACGACUUCAUGAGGAAAGAUCUUCUGGGAAGGUCCCUGCAGGUUUUAACCAGCAGCAGCGUCCUGCUGCAGAGACUGAGGCAACUGCAGAGGACUGAGGCCAUCCAGAGGAGAGGAAGGGUACUGCAGGAUGAAGAAGAGGUGGAGAGUUCCCAAGGUUCCCAGUUCAGCAGAGGCCCGGUGUUAAGGCUGGAGGAGCUGGUGGAGGCGCUGCAGGACCGAAGGCAGAGGGCUGACCAGGCUUUCAGACUGCAGUUACAGCAGGCAGAGGUGGUUCUGAAGAUGAAGGCAGAGUCCAAAAGAGCCAGCACCGAACAUCAGCUGCUGUCUGCGCUACAGGACCAGAAUGUUCUGAACCUGAACUUGCAGUCUGGAUCCACAUCAGACCACACCGUAGACCCAGGUUCUGAAGGAUCAUCUGAGCCUAAUAUGUUGGGGCCAGCAUGCACUUUAGAUCUGCAGUCUAAAUCCUGGUCAGAACAAAGACCUAUAAACCAACCGGAGGUCAUGGAAGAUGUAAACCUGGAACAUGGAUCCAGAUUACAAGAGUCUGGAAAAGAACCUGAUGUAAAACCAGAUUUUUGGUUAGACCUGAACUCUCAGUCUAGAGAUCUGAAGUCUGGAUACAAAUCAGAUAAAAUCAAAGAUGUGCAGGCUGACCUCAAGCAUGGAUCCAAAUCAGAUCCGCUGUCAAAGUCCAGAUCAACAGAGGCCAGAAACCACGGACUGGGAUCCAAAUCAGAUCUGAAGCUUAUACCUGCCUCAGAGAAGACCAAAAACCUGAUGGGCAAUUUUAGAUCAGGAGAGACGACUGAAACCAGAUCAGAGGCCGAAGUGGUGUCUCUGAAAUCUGCAUUGCAGGGGCAGUCUAGAUCUGGAUCAGAGAAGGCCAGAAACCUGCUGCCUGAAUCCAGUUUAGAUGAGAGUACAGACCUACAAACUGGACUGUGGUUAGACCUUAAAACAGAACCUGCCACCAAAGACUCUCAGUCCAAUUUUAGAUCAGGGCCAAAGAACCAAUCCAGGUCAGAAUUACUUCAAUCUGGAUCAAAGGAGGGGAAGGAUGUCAGGCCUGCAUUCAGAUCAGAUGAAACCGGUAAACAGCAGCUGGAGUCCAGAUCAGUGGAGACCAGGGACUCACUUCCUGGUUCCAGACCAGUUCUCACAACCAGAUCUAGAUCACAUGAGCAGCACACAUCUGGGUGUGAUGUGAAACCUGGAUCCACAUUAGAUGACACCAGGAUCCAGCAUACAGGAUCCAGAUCAGAGGGGAUCAGAAACCUGAAGCUCAGUUGUCGAUCAGAAAACAUAACUGAAACCAUAUCAGAGAAGACCAGAAAUCAGCAGCCUGAAUCUGGUCCAGCUGGGAUCACAGACCUCCACACUAGAUCCAGGUUAGACCUGAAGAACCAAUCCAGCUCAGAUGUACCACGAUCUGGAUCACAGGAGGGGAAGAAACUAGGGACUCUACAUGGGGCUGAGAAGACCCGGAAACAGAACGAGAAAUCCAAAAUGGCGGACACAAAUGACUCUAACUUUAGUUUUAGUUCAGUUCUCAAAUCCAGAUCCAGAUCAGAGGAGCAGCAAAGAUGUGGAUCUGAUGCAAAGCCUGGAUCUGAAUCAGAACUGACCAAAACCCAGCAGUCAGGAUCCAGAUCAGAGGUCUCUGGAUCUGGGUCCGACCCGCUGUCAGUAAAGCACCAACUCGAUGAAACCAAGCUGGGAUUAAACGAGCAACAGUCUCACCACCAGAUGGAGGCCCAGCAGCAACAGGAGCAUGAGAUGUUCAGCAGUGGAUACCAGGAGAGAUUGAUGAAGACCCUGCAGGACCUGAACUGUGCCUCAGAGCUGCUGGACUCCUGCACACAACUGGAUCUGGGUUCAGAGCUGCAGACCUCCAGGCUGCUGGAGCGCUUUAAACAGGCAGAACCACAUUUCAGGCAGCUGGAUGCUGAGGUGGAGUACACGGUGAAGAGCUGGGAGAGUCUGAGAGAAGUCCAUGCCUGCCUGGAGGAGGUGAAGACAAGAGCAGUGAUGAAUGAGGAUCUAUUAGAGCUGCUGAAGAUCCAGCAAACAUUGAAGGACAAGAUACAGCGGAGCGAGUUGAUCCUGAACCUGAGCAGCAGCUUCCAUCUCACAGCCAAACAGCUGGAGCUGCUACUUCAGUCAGAACCUACCAGUCCUGUAACUGGUUCUACUGGUUUACAUGGAUCCAGAGAAGCAGAGCUGGGUCAGCUCCAAGAAGCCGAGCAGCAGAUCCAGAACCUCCUUAAAACCACAUCGACUAUGAGGACAGACAUCUGCGCUGCAGUUUCACAAAGUAACUGGGCAGGUUUCCAGGUGGAGCAGCUGGAGGUUCGCCUGGGUUCUCUGGACUCUCUCUGUGAGUCUUGGCUGAACAAAGCAGCUCAAUGUGAAGAGGAGCUCCGCAGAGAGAAGCUGACUCACCUCCUGCAUGAAGACAUCACCCAGCUGCGUGAGUCCUUCAAGGAGCUGAAGAAACGUUUCAGCAACACGAAGUUCAACUACCUGAAGAGAAACGACAGGACGAGGAACCUGAAGGGUGUCUGGAACCAGCUGCAGCAGAUGGAGGUGUACCAGGAAAAGCUGCAGGGGCUCAGGAAGCGCAUUCAUCGUGUGAUGGCCCAGCAGGGCUCUGAGGUGAAGAACACAUGUGUGGCCCGACAGGUGGAGGACGCUGUCAACGAGCUGCAGAGACAGAUGGGACAGCUGGAGAGAAACAUCUGUGAACACCAAAAAACCCUGGACAUGACGUGCAGACUGCAACAGGCCAUGGACGAGUACCAGCUCUGGUGUGAGGAGGCGAGCGCCACCAUUUCUCGUGUCGGAAAGUUUUCUUUGGAGUGUCGCAGCACAGAAGCUGUAUCUGUUCUCUACCGGCAGUUUGAGAAGUUUGUUUGGCCGACGGUACCUCAGCAGGAGGAGAGGAUCAGUCAGAUCACAGAGUUGGCUAUCAGGCUGCACGGGGUGGAGGAGGGGCAGCGUUACAUCGAGAAGACGGUCAGUAAACACUCAGAGAUGGUGGAGUCCAUCAGAGAGCUGAGCAAUGGACUGAUGGAGCUGGAGGCCAAACUGAAGUUGGAGAGUCUGAAACAGCAGCAGUUUGAUGAAGACAAGGAGGUAGAGGAGGAAGGCGAGAGGGAACACAGGAGACAGACAGAAGAGCAGAAGAUAAAAGAAAAGAGGAGGAUGAAACAGAAGAAACAGAGGGAUAACCGCAGCACGCAGGAGGCUGCUGACAUGCAUGAACUUAAAGAGACAGGCCACACCCCUGAACUGAUCACUGAGAAAGAUAGAAAAGAGGCUGCUGCAGCCAAUAGGGAGCCUCCAUUAGAAAAGACUCAGAGCCAUGGGGUGAAUGGACUGAAAGCGAGCAGAGAGCUACAGAGUGGGAAGUUCACCUCCUCCUUCACCUCCACCCACACCAUCUGCUCACCUGUGGAUGUCAAACGACAGGUCCAAGCCGCCCCCAACCAAUCACAGACUGUCUCUACCGAACCUCAGGCCACACCCUCUCAGUCUAUCAUUGGUCGAUCACUCCCUGAUAACCAGGAAGAGUUUCAUAGCGAGAUGGAAGGAACUGAACUACAGAUGGAUUCCAGUUUCUGCAGAUCAAACACAAAUUUACUAAAGGAAACCUCUCCACAUGUGGAACUCCAUCAACCAGAGGUGAUGACUGACGAUUUUCUUUCCAAUGAUGAGUAUGAUUGUGCAUCUCCUGAUGACAUAUCCCUGCCGCCACUGGCAGAGACACCCGAGUCCAACAUGUUCCUGUCAGAUGUCGAGGAGGGUUUCUGUUUUAGUUCUCAUAGUGUCCACAUCAGCCAGGCCAGCCACCAGUUCCAUGCCCAGUCAGAGCCAACUGGAACUGGUCCUCUCCCACAACAGAAAGAGUCAGGUCAGACAGAAAGUUGUCCACCUUCUACAGUCCGUCUGCACAGCAGCACCAGUUUCAGAUCAGAGUCCAGAUCCUUCAUGCCAAGUCCCUCCACAGUUCCUGUUGCAACACCUUUUAUUAGCACUCUAUCCACCAUCCUGAAAACCAAGGAUUCAAGCACUGUCCUUUCUCUGGAUAACUCAGUCCAUGGGUACAGCACAAUAGACUGCUCUAAAGAUAGAAAUGGCUUAAAGAAGAGGAGUCCAUCCAAAACCCCUACACAGGACGUGAGUCAGAACCUUUGUCCACAGUCCUUUAAUGGUUCAGACACUGUUCUCCACAAUUACAACAGUCCUAAAGGAGACACUGGGGUUCAUACAUUCAGGCCUAGUUACACCAGAACAGACUGUAUCCUUCCUGAAAAAAGGGAUUUGCUGGAAUCCUAUCAUGGCACAAGAAGUCACACCCGUCAGGACGUGAAGUCUGUCACAAAUUCAAGAGAAACCACACCUCAAAAGGACAGUCUUACUAAGGCCAGCACCAGUUUAAUUUCUCAGCAAAGCACUCACAUCCAGUCCUCUUUUUCAGGCAAUCAUUGCACCAUCCAAAAGGUCUGCAGCAGCUCAGCACAGGAAGGUACGAUCAACUCCCACUCUGAUCCAGUCCCCAAGUCUGAACAGUCCUUUCAGAGUUCAAGUGUUGCAGAUUCUGUCCUCCUCAAAGACCUGAGUCUACUACAAGAUGAUGACUUUCUGGAAAUCUCCACAACAAUCCCCCAAAGUUCAACAAUGCUUCAAGAUUCAGAUCCUUCACAGAAUUCUACAAACACCGGAAGUAAACAGGAUCAGGACGUACCUUCCCCACUUAGAGACAGCAGUCUUUGGGCGACUACCACAAUCACCCAGCAGAGCAUCUUCAACCAGUCGUUCUCUUCAGGCAAGUCACAGACAGACACAACUUCAAACAAGGAUGCCAGAGAUCCACCUGUGAACCUCACUCACAGUCCUCCACAGCCAACAUCUAUCAACAACAUCGGUAUCUGCUGCAGCAAGCAGAGUCUUCAGACAGUCUACCCCCUCCAGGAGUUCCUGAUCUUCAACCACCCCCAGCAGUUUGUGCAUGGUCCCAGCAUGAGUCCCAGUUUAGCUCAGCCUGCUCCUCCCCACCCAGAUCCUCAGACCCAUGCUUCACCUCAUCCAGCUAAUCUGCAUGGCACAUCUCCAUAUUCACCACCUCAUUUACUAACACCAACCCAAGAUCCUGAUAUUUGUCUGCCCAUGGCCAUCCGUGAGGAGAUCAGACUUACUCCCCAGAUCCAGGGGCCUCAUCUUCUUCAGUCCUCAUCAGAGUCUCUUCCUCUGGAAAAAGCCUCUGAACCUGGCCUUCCCUGCUUCACCAGGCCCCUGUCUCAAGCCAUCAUCAUGGAGGGCUCUCCAGUAACUUUAGAGGUGGAGGUGAUGGGAAAACCAGAGCCCAGGCUCACUCGGGGCAGCAGCUGCAGGGUUACACAUGAAGGGGUGUCUCCCUGUUACAUGGAUCAGAACCGGGACCAGGAGCAGACCUAUUCCCUUCAGGCCUCGCAGCAGUUGGCGGGAAGCAGCAGCAGCGUUGGGGAUAACUGGCUGGUGUUGGAGGUGUUUGACAUCAUCAUGGAGGACUGGAGCACCUGGUUUGGGACUCUGUGUGUCCUGCUGUGGCUGCUCUGGCUGAUUUUACUCUGACCCCUCAAUUAUCAUACUCUGAGCUUUUUAUUUCCGCUCAAUGCAUUUGGUAUUAAAGAACAAUCUGAGCUGUAGGUCAAUCUGCUUUUAGUUUAAUUAACCUCUACAUUGGUGGGUCAUUUUCAUUUAACUUUGAAGGCACCUGAUUCUGAAUGAAACUGGCUUUGUAAACCUGAGAUUUGAUAAAUGUUGUAAUUUACUUUGAAACGUUUGUGUUAAGUGUGCUACAGAAUUUAACCACAGGUACUUCUUCAGCACCUUCUGUUAAAUAAAAUCCCAUGUAGUGCCCAUUACCUCUACAGGUGACUGUUUGAUCCAGGUAGCUUCAGACUGCCGGCUGCUAUAAACAAGGAUUUAUUUCAGUCUAUGCUGGAUAUGUUCGUUCGUUCGUCGUCUUCCGCUUAUCCAGGACCGGGUCGCGGGGGCAGCAGACUCAGCAGAGAUGCCCAGACGUCCCUCUCUCCAGACACCUCCUCCAGCUCCUCCAGGGGG
Molecule: messenger RNA, 6992 nt
Organism: Girardinichthys multiradiatus
Lineage: Eukaryota; Metazoa; Chordata; Actinopteri; Cyprinodontiformes; Goodeidae
Gene: ccdc141
Product: coiled-coil domain containing 141
Exons: 23
Coding region: 303-6500 (2065 amino acids)
Source: RefSeq, a predicted model, not a curated record